CCGCCUUUCGUUCUGCCGGUUAGCCCGCCCGCCUUUCUUCCAUUCUUCUCCGAACACCUCCUCACCAGUUAACUGAAUCACCCAAACCACCCAUCCCCAUCUCCACCUCCCACCUCGGACCACCAUCUCCGUCUUCACCCAUGAUAUGUCCACUGAUCAUACUGCAGGCUUCCUCUAAAUCACUAGAGGAUUUUUCAUUACCAUGGCCAGUCCGAUUGCUCUCUCGAUAGCCCCUGGUCCGGGUCCAGCGCCGCUGGCUCCCGCACUGGCCGCCAAGCCAGCCAUCUCCCCGUCUCCUGGUCCGGGCACACCCGGCUCCGUCACCUCCAAGGAAUGGGUGAUUCCUCCUCGCCCCAAACCUGGUCGCAAGCCAGCCACAGAUACUCCUCCCACCAAACGCAAGGCCCAGAAUCGAGCCGCCCAGAGAGCGUUCCGCGAACGUCGAGCCGCCCGCGUCAACGAGCUCGAGGAUCAGAUUAAGAAAAUCGAAGAUGAGCACGAGAUACAUAUCGCUGCCUUCAAGGACCAGAUUGCAAGCCUGUCCAGCGAUGUCGAGCAUUGUCGAAAUGAGAUGGCUUGGUGGCGCGACCGAUGCCAUGCCUUGGAGAAGGAGGUUUCUGUCGAACGGAGUGCGAAGGAGACCCUGGUACGAGAGUUCCGGACAACUCUCACCGACAAGAGCUCCGACAAGGCUCCUCUGACCCGAAUUGCUGCGAGAAACCCUACCGAAGACCGAGCGGCCAGUGAUCGCGGGUUGCCGACCGGCAGAUCUGCUGCCGUGGUUGAAGAAUCACGGGAGGAGGUUCCGUUGGGCUGUGGAGAUUGCUCCUCUGUCCACUGUCAGUGUAUUGAAGAUGCUUUUGCCAUUCCUGGAGUCGAGACUCGGUCUUCGCUGGGCAAGCGGCCAGGCAGUCCUAGUCUGACACGACCCGAACCGGAGAUCAAACCGGAGCCCGAGGAAAUGGAGAUCGACUUCACCACGCGGUUCGCCGCACCGCACACUAUUCAAGACGACCAUAGCACUUCCGUCUCGUCGCCAGCUGUAGACCCCUGCGGGUUCUGCCAGGACGGAACACCGUGUAUCUGCGCCGAGAUGGCGGCCCAGGAGGAAGAGCGUCGGAGGAACUCAUUUGAGAACAAUCGACUGGCGCCCAUUCAGAACCUGUCUCAAUUCACACCACCCCCAUCAGAAGGCGACGUUCGGUCCGACGUCACGCUACCCCCAAUCAGCCAAGCCACAAAUCCGUGUGCCAAUGGGCCGGGAACAUGCGCUCAAUGUCAGUCCGAUCCACGCCGGACCCUUUUUUGCAAGACGCUGGCGGCCUCCCGCUCCGCCAGCGCUGCCUCCUCCGGUUGCUGCGGCGGUAAGGGCGCCGAUGGCGGGUGCUGCAUGUCUCGCGGUGGCAACCCUCCCCAGCCCGCUGCCAGUUCGCGUCGCUCCAACACUCCCUCCCUAACCCUCUCCUGUGCCGAUGCCUUUACCACCCUCUCCCGGCAUCCUAAUUUCUCUCGAGCAAGUGACGACAUCUCCGCCUGGCUUCCCAAACUCCACACCCUCCCCAAACCCCAAGAGGUAGCUCCGCCCGGCUCCCGAGCGGCCCUCGAAGUCGAGGCUGCCAGCGUCAUGGGCGUCUUGCGAUACUUUGAUCGACGGUUCGCCGAUAAAUAGAUGACGGGCGAACCUUCUCUCUUCACUUGUCUGCACUUGUCUUUUAUUCUCAGUGAUACCCAACACCCGAUUCAUGAACGUUUGAGUUUGUAUUAUACAAGACUAUACACUCCUGAACCCCAUCCCCCCUCUCUG
Messenger RNA from Aspergillus uvarum CBS 121591, 1804 nucleotides. It is a transcript of the gene hapX, whose product is annotated as bZIP transcription factor HapX. The transcript has a single exon. Gene Ontology annotation, cellular component: RNA polymerase II transcription regulator complex; nucleus. The coding region runs from base 203 to 1669 and encodes 488 amino acids. NCBI's taxonomy places the organism in Eukaryota, Fungi, Ascomycota, Eurotiomycetes, Eurotiales, Aspergillaceae. Gene Ontology annotation, molecular function: transcription cis-regulatory region binding; DNA-binding transcription activator activity, RNA polymerase II-specific. The record is from RefSeq and is a predicted model, not a curated record.